UGCACUUGAUGCGUUAUAUGCUUCACCGUAACUGAUACGUCGAGGUACAGAUUUCUCCGAGACGCAAAUCUCAAAAUAUUUUCCUACUCUGCAAGAUUGAACAGGCGGCGAUCUGCCUGGAAACUCGUUGCUUAGAAAGUGCGAGGAGUAGGAAGCAACAAGUUCCUUGACAGCCUUUGCGCCCGCAUCUCUUUGUCUCUCAUUUAUCCUUAUUCAUCUCCUACCGUGCUCCCCAGCCACACCACAGACCGGUUGCGCCGUUGAUCUCUCCCUCAAUCCCUCCGCUGGUCAGUGGCCAUGGCAGCCAAACGCCCAGAUAAUCCUGACGGGAUGCCCGCGAAACGUCAGAAGACCACCGGUGGAAUGGAUCCCCAGGACAACCCUUACCUUGCCCAUUGGUACGACAACGAAGCCAAUGGGUACACAAAUGGCUCCUCAACCCCUCCGAACCGCAGUGACGGACCCCUCGUCGACUUCCAGCGGCACAAGACCACCGCUGCACUGGCUCAAAAGGCGGAAGACUCCAAAGUCAAUCCUUUCACAGGCCGUCCGCAUUCCGAUCGAUACUUCUCUAUCUUACGUACCAGAAGAGAUCUCCCCGUCCAUGCCCAGCGAGACGAAUUCCUUCAGCUUUACCAGAAAUCCCAGAUCCUUGUGUUCGUGGGCGAGACUGGUUCGGGAAAGACGACGCAAAUCCCCCAAUUCGUCCUCUACGACGACUUGCCACAGCAAGAAAAGAAACUUGUUGCCUGCACGCAGCCUCGUCGAGUGGCUGCCAUGUCGGUGGCGGAGCGUGUCGCGAACGAGCUGGACGUCAAACUUGGCGAAGAGGUGGGUUACAGCAUAAGAUUUGAGGACAUGACAAGCCAAAAGACGAUUCUCAAAUACAUGACCGAUGGCAUGCUGCUCAGAGAAGCCAUGAACGACCAUGAGCUUACCAGGUACAGCACCAUCAUCCUCGACGAGGCCCACGAGCGGACAUUGGCUACAGACGUGCUCAUGGGUCUGCUGAAAGAGGUGGUGUUGCGGAGGCCAGACCUCAAAUUGAUCAUCAUGUCCGCAACCCUGGAUGCUCAAAAAUUUCAGAGAUACUUCAACGAUGCGCCCUUGCUCGCCGUUCCCGGUCGGACACACCCGGUCGAGAUUUUCUAUACUCAAGAGCCCGAGCCGGACUAUGUUGAAGCUGCAAUCAGAACCGUUCUGCAGAUACAUGCCACAGAACCCGAAGGUGAUAUCUUACUCUUUCUCACCGGAGAAGAAGAAAUCGAAGACGCGUGCCGAAAAAUCUCGCUGGAAGCCGACGAAAUGAUUCGUGAGGCUGAUGCGGGACCGAUGAAAGUGUAUCCCCUCUACGGCACACUUCCUCCUGCACAGCAGCAAAAGAUCUUCGAGCCAGCACCGCCACCGCAGCGACCUGGUGGCCGAGCGGGUCGGAAGUGCAUUGUUGCCACCAACAUUGCAGAGACUUCCCUGACCAUUGACGGGAUAGUGUAUGUGGUUGAUCCGGGCUUUUCCAAACAGAAGGUGUACAACCCACGCAUUAGAGUCGAGUCUCUUCUCGUUUCACCCAUCUCAAAGGCUUCUGCUCAACAGCGAGCUGGUCGUGCCGGUCGUACUCGGCCCGGAAAGUGUUUCCGUCUUUACACUGAAGGUGCCUUCAAAAAGGAGCUGAUCGAGCAAACUUACCCCGAGAUCCUCCGUUCAAAUCUCUCGUCUACCGUCCUAGAGCUGAAGAAGCUCGGGAUUGACGACCUUGUGCACUUUGACCUGAUGGACCCCCCUGCCCCGGAGACCUUGAUGAGGGCACUGGAGGAGUUGAAUUACCUGGCAUGUCUGGACGACGAUGGUAACUUGACAACCAUGGGCAGGCUUGCGUCGGAAUUCCCUCUAGAUCCAGCACUGGCAGUCAUGCUCAUCUCUUCACCCGAAUUCUACUGUUCGAACGAGAUCUUGAGCUUGACAGCUUUGCUGUCCGUGCCCCAGAUUUUUGUAAGACCUGCGUCGGCGCGAAAGCGUGCCGACGAGAUGAAAAAUCUCUUCGCUCACCCGGAUGGCGACCAUCUGACCAUGCUGAACGUCUACCAUGCCUUCAAAGGCCCCGAAGCGCAGGGGAAUCCGAGACAAUGGUGUCACGAUCAUUUCCUCAGUCUUCGGGCUCUACAGUCUGCCGACAAUGUGCGCCUACAGCUGAAACGAAUCAUGGAGCGAGAAGAAUUGGAGUUGAUGUCAACACCUUUCGAGGACAAGAAGUAUUAUGAAAACAUCCGGCGAGCACUUGUGUCUGGCUUCUUCAUGCAGGUGGCGAAGAAGGAAGCCAACGGCAAGACUUACACGACGGUGAAAGACAACCAAACUGUACUUUUGCAUCCAAGUACGGUGCUCGGGCAAGAGAGCGAAUGGGUGGUUUACAACGAAUUUGUGCUUACCAGCAAGAACUAUAUUCGGACUGUCACGAGUGUGCGCGGCGAAUGGCUGCUCGACAUUGCACCGGGUUAUUACGACAUAGACAGCUUCCCCAAGGGCGAAGUCAAGACGGCGCUUCAGAGGAUCGCAGAGAGGGUAGCUCGGCGGCAAAAGAUGAGUCGUGGACGAUAGAUAUGCAGCAGGUACAGAUACAGCAUAGACCAGAUGCCAAACAUGGCCACAUGGCACUGCAGAAUCAAGCGAGGCAGUGGCUGGGUUUGCCCUACGAGGGGCAACAUAGACGAAUAGUCGAGCUUCACACCUUGAGAGGCGGGAGACGCUAGAGGCCCUUUGCAGCACCGACAAAUCUGGACCCAAGUUCGAAUCGGAAAGAGUUUUCUAAGCGGUGAAAGAGUCCUGCAGCAUGUCAGCAUUUCCUAAGCCAUUGCUCUGCGACACUCGUGCCACCCAACGCACACUCCGUCGGAGAGACCCUAGUCGCACCGUCGACUGUUUGACCGCAUGAACCAGAUCUCCUAUGUACUGUACGAUUGAUAGAAGAGACGGAGGCGCCACAGAGCCACGGGUGAUGAACAGGGUUCGGGAACUGGCCCAUGGCACCAGGGUCUGCGGUCACCUCAGGCCAGUGGCGAUGAUUCCGCCCUCACAC
Cladophialophora immunda is the source of this 3073-nucleotide messenger RNA. Its product is annotated as pre-mRNA-splicing factor ATP-dependent RNA helicase PRP43. Gene Ontology annotation, molecular function: ATP binding; RNA binding; RNA helicase activity. The transcript has a single exon. Gene Ontology annotation, cellular component: intracellular anatomical structure; spliceosomal complex. Lineage: Eukaryota; Fungi; Ascomycota; Eurotiomycetes; Chaetothyriales; Herpotrichiellaceae. Bases 298 to 2595 code for a protein of 765 amino acids. The record is from RefSeq and is a predicted model, not a curated record.